Molecule: messenger RNA, 3152 nt
Organism: Paramacrobiotus metropolitanus
Lineage: Eukaryota; Metazoa; Tardigrada; Eutardigrada; Parachela; Macrobiotidae
Exons: 14
Coding region: 1296-2975 (559 amino acids)
Molecular function (GO): helicase activity
Source: RefSeq, a predicted model, not a curated record
GGCUAGGUCCGAUCGUAGUCUGCAGGAGCGUUUUAUUUAUAAAUUUCGCUUUUUUUAGUAGAUAUUCACAGGGCUAGGUGGUGUGCUGGAUUUUAUCCCUGUUAAAGCAGUGGCAGCACCAAACCGGAUCCCUUGUGGAGUAGUUACGGCCGGAGGGGGCUGAUACAUUUCUCGGCCAAUGCAUGAGUACAGACUGAGGAGAGUAUAUCUACCUGUACCUGCGACCAGCUACUUACUUAGCAGCUGCAGUGGACUGCAUCAGUCGAUGCCUGCACGCGAACCUGGCUGCAGCGCAUGUGGAUUUGAUAGCAUCCCUUGGUCGUUGUCAUCCCGGAAAUUUUAUCUCACCUCCUUCCACCCGUUAUCAUCCUCGUUUUAUGUAUCUUCUCCAUCAUCCUCCCUCUAAGGAAUCACGCGCCUGUGUUAAGUAAUUUGGAGAUUGCGCACGGUUGCUGCGUCGUCGUACCGUGGUUCUGCAGUCACUGCAUCAGUGCAUCCAUCUCUAUUUUCCUUUCGGCGGGGCCCUCGACGCAUUGUAAACCGGUUAUCCAGCGAAAUUCAGACAAUUUUUUCCUGCUCCCGCUGAUUAACUCCUGUCUGAAUGUGAUCUGCUGCUGGUCGGGCAUUACAGCAUACCGUUCAGAAAGCCUACCUUUAUCGUCACCGGAAAACCUACCGUGUGUGCACCGAACUGACACUAAUAUGGCUCUGGAAUGCCGUAGGGAGGUUGCGUUCACUAUUACUGCCAAGGGAAAGCCAUUGUUCGGUUUCUUGGGGGUUUUGCAGUUACCCAUAUCGGGUGACGUUAUCCGUGACUUUGAGUUUGGCGACAAUCCUCAGGACGUUCAGGCCGAUUACCAUGUUCCGGCACAGAUAGGAGUCUUGACGGAGAGCCAGGAAACCCUCGUAGUGGCGACAGUUCUGGGCCGAACCUGGCAGGCCAUAAAUGGAAUGAUUAAAAAAUACCUUAACAGUCGAUUGUUUGGACAAGGACUUGUGAAAGAUUGUAAGUUUUACGGGUCGGACAUCCCGCCCACGCCUCGCGGUAUAUCUGUGGCUAACAUUCUGGUUCCACGCGGAACGACGGAAGCUCAAGCCGUCGCUGCCAGUAACGUCGCAAAUCCUACGUCUUUGUUCCCUAUGCCACCGUGCAGCCUGACCUUGACAUCGUACAGGCCUCAGUAUUUUUUAAUGUGAACGCGCACGGUGGUGGAUCUGGGGAUACGGAUGGGAAGCCCGGCUCUGAUUUGAAAGAGCGGGCUAGCCGCACGCCCCUCGAGGAUCAACCGGUCUGGAUGAAAGACAACCGGGAGCGGUCGUUGAAAAUGUCGGGUCGGGAGAAGCUGGAGAAGGAGGUGGAUAUUCUGGAGGAGUUUUGGCGCUGGAAGCCGGAAGGAACCAAAGAUGAAUUUCUGGACUGGAAGACGGCCGUGGAUAAUUUUGUCGUGACCCGGAGGAUUGACUUUUCGGAUCGGCAGGAGUACGCUGCGUACUGGGACAGUCUGGUUGUGGAACUCUCUCGUCAAGAGAAAGGCACUGUGGAAUCCUUGCCGCCGAUGCGCAACCUGGAAAUCAAAUGGAUGAGCGCCUACGAUAUUGAAGUAAAAGUCCCGCAGGGUAUCUUCACGGAAUUCCUGGAGAUCGGGCGUCCCAUGGAAGUUUCCUGGAUGAUCCUGAAGGACGGCGAAGAGUACUCCAUGUGGCAGCGCGAUGCGACGAUUUCCGCCCUCCGCCAGCUAGACACCGAGCAUGUCGUCGUGGUGCACUGCCUGUCGGCCGUCAACCCGGGUCAUCAUCGUGUCAGCCGCGAACUACGCUUCCGCAUGGUGUAUAACGAUGUGAAUUAUUGGCGGAUGAACCAGGCGCUGUAUAAACUGGAACACGAUCCCAGCUGCGUCUUCCAACAGAGCGCCGGUCUGAUGAGUUUGGAAAAAGUUGCUUUUCCUUACGUGUUCGUCGACGAAGCCGCUCAAGGAAUGGAGCCGGAAUGCUUGAUUGCAAUCACCCGGGCAUGCGAAAAGUUGGUGUUGAUCGGCGUUCCGGCUCAGCUGGGCGCCGUUGUUCGCUUUCCCAAUCUGCAGAAAUCCCAUUUAACCACCUCGCUGUUCCAGCGCCUGUGGAAGGUGUGUCCGUGGAUGAUUCUGGUGCAGCAGUAUCGCAUGCACCCGGCUAUCUCCAAAAUGGUCUCGCAGAUCACCUACGAAGACCAACUGGUCAAUGACGAAUGCGUUCUGACACGAACGUCCGCGUCGGUGCUGUUGAACGACAUGUUCGGUAUGUUCGUGCCGCCACCCUAUAUUGUCCGCCACCAUGAACUGCUCUUCGGAUCGGACGGGUUGAUCUAUACACACGAGGGUAUCAUUCCGAUGCUGUUUGUCAGUUUGGCGCGGAAUGACGAGCUGUCCGGCAGUGGGACGUCGUUCGUCAACAUGGCGGAAGCGCACUUCAUCGCCCGCCUGGUGGCCAAUAUUCUCCACGAGGGCACCGUCUUCUUCAUCCCGGGUCUGGAGAAACCCCGCCCGGAAGAGAUCGGCAUCAUUACUUUUUAUAACGGACAGCGUCCGCAGCUGGAAAUCGAACUCAAAUAUUAUCCGCAGGUCAACGAGCGGGUCAAGGAUAUUGAGAUCAGCAGUGUGGACGGGUUUCAAGGCCGCGAGAAGGACAUUAUCAUUUUAUCCUGCGUCCGCUCGGCCGACUCGUACCGCGGCCGGCGCACCCUGGGCUUCACGGAUGACCCGCAGCGUCUGAACGUGGCCAUGUCGCGCGCGCGCAAGGCGCUGAUCGUCGUGGGCAGUCUGCAUGUCUUCCAGUACUCCGACAUGUGGCGCCAGUAUUUCCGCUACAUUCCCGCGGUCCAGGCCGACACCAUGUGCCAUUUGCUGCCGCUGCCCUGCAGCACCAAACCGCCCUGCAAGAUCUGCCCGGAUGAUCACGGACUGCGCAUCCAGCAGGCCAUGGUCAAUAUGGGACAGUAGUGCCUUUUUUGUAUUUGGUAACGCUGGUCGUUCAUGCUGUAUGUUGUGCUUUCACUGGAAAUUAACUCCUGCUCAGACCGUUGUCGCGUUUCAUGAUUCUUGUGGGGAUUUUUUUGGGUAGAGGGCCUUUUUUUACUGUGUUUUACGUCUUUUUUUAUCGCGUUGCACCGCUUGAUA